CACGCUUCUUUUUUUCUUUAAGGAUUGUCUGUUGUGUCAGCCAAAAUGAGCGAUCAACUUAAAUUCAUUGUUGAAAAGCUCAGUAAGGAGCCUUUUAAGAAGAACUUUAACCUCAUAACGUUUGAUUCGCUGGAGCCCAUGCAGCUUUUACAAGUUCUGAAUGAUGUUCUUGCAGAAAUUGACCCAAAGCAUUCUGUCGACAUUCGUGAGGAAACGCCUGAUCAAACAGCAAAGAGAAUGUUAAACAUUCUUGGUAUCCUUAAAUAUAAACCUCCGGGAAAUGCAGCAGACAUGAGUAUGUUUCGCCAAGGUUUGGUUGUUGGAAGUAAACCUGUAAUUCAUCCAGUAUUAUAUUGGCUACUCCAGAAAACAAAUGAGUUGAAGAAGAGAGCUUAUUUGGCCCGUUUUCUGGUAAAAUUAGAUGUUCCUACAGAGUUCUUAGAAGAUGAUGCAGUGUUUGAGACCAACAAGCAGUAUGAAGAACUUAUGGAGAACUUCAAAACCCUUCAUAAAGAUUGUGAGCAGCUUAAAUCAUCAGGCUUCUCCACUGCAGAGAUUAGACGGGACAUCACAGCUAUGGAAGAGGAAAAGGAUCAGCUGAUGAAGAGAGUUGAGCGCCUUAAAAAAAGGGUGGAGACGGUUCAGAAUCAUCAGCGGAUGCUUGAGAUGGCGAGUCAGUUGCGAGUAGAAAAAGAGAGGGAAGAGUCUCUGGCUCAGCAGAAGCAGGAACAAAGAAAUCAGCUGUUUAAUGCAGAACAGAAACUACAAAGAGCCCAACUUCACUUGAAAAACAUGCGACAUGCUGCGACAGAUGCGAAACCUGAAGGCUUAAUGAAAAGACUUGAAGAAGAAAUAAAAUUUAAUUCAUAUAUGGUUUCUGAAAAGCUUCCUAAAGAACUGGAGUCCAAGCGACAGACCUUGAGCUUCAUGCAAAGAGUUGUCAGUGAACAAGUGGUUGACCAAUCUGAUCUUACAGAGCUUGAAGCUAAGAUCCAAGAAGUUAAUACAGAAAUCAAUCAGCUGACUGAAAAGAGAAUGAGAAAUGACCCGACAGAUGACAAACUGUCCCUUUUUCGGCAGCAAGCAGCCAUCAUUUCGCGCAAGAAAGAAACCAAAGCUGAAGAAUUACAGGAUGCUAAGGAAGAGAUUGCCAAUUUCGAGAAAGAGAUAGCACAGAAAUCGAGUCAGGUCCGAGAUUCUGAUGGCUCUGAAAUAUUAAGAGGAGAUGAGUUUAAACGUUAUUUGAGCAAGCUUAGAGGGAAAAGUCUAGUCUUUAAAAAGAAACGUCAAGAACUGGCUGAUCUUACAGCAGAAUGUGGUGUUCUUCAACGAACAGAGCAAAUCCUGAAGCAGCGCCAUGAUAGCUUGCAGCAACAAUUGCAAGCCAUAGAGCAGAAAAGAGGCAUAUCUGGGUACAGUGACACCCAGGAAGAGUUGGAGAGAGUAUCUGCCUUGAAAAGCGAAGUGGAUGAAAUGAAGGGACGAACUCUGGAUGACAUGUCCGAAAUGGUAAAGAAGUUGAACGCCAUGAUAGCGGAUAAGAAGUCGGCACUGGCCCCUGUUAUAAAAGAACUAAGGCCUUUACGUCAGCAAUGUCAGGAGCUGACCCAAGAGCACGAUGAAAAGAAAGCACAAUACGACAGCUGUGCGGCUGGCCUGGAAAGUAACUGCUCCAAGCUAGAGCAGGAAGUCCGAGGCCUUCAGGAAGAGUGCAGUCAAGCAGAAAGUCAAUAUCAUUACAUAAACAUGAUGAUAAAGAUUGCUGAAGGGCAGAUACAGCGUGCAGCAGAUGAGAUGAAAGCCUAUGUCUCUCCAGAUGCUCAGGAAAGGAAGAAAGCUCUCAGGGAGAGGUGCGAGAGCCACAUGAAAUGGCUGGAAGGCUGA
Nanorana parkeri is the source of this 1884-nucleotide messenger RNA. RefSeq names its product intraflagellar transport 81 (gene IFT81). Gene Ontology annotation, molecular function: tubulin binding. Gene Ontology annotation, cellular component: centrosome; intraciliary transport particle B; cilium. Gene Ontology annotation, biological process: intraciliary transport; cilium assembly. The transcript has 18 exons. The record is from RefSeq and is a predicted model, not a curated record. NCBI's taxonomy places the organism in Eukaryota, Metazoa, Chordata, Amphibia, Anura, Dicroglossidae. Bases 46 to 1884 code for a protein of 612 amino acids.